ACACCUCACUAAUUAUGGAUCUGAUCUAAUCCUAAAGAAAAACCAUUAUAUAAGACACGCGCAUCUCGUGUCUCUCUCCCUCUCUGUUAAAACAACCAAAUCUUCUUUUUUAGUUAAACAAUUCUCUUUUAUUACUCUCGAAAUUGAAAUGGAGAUGAUGUCAAUGGAGGAUUCGUAUUCUCAUGCUCUUAUGCUUUCAAUGGCGCGCGUCUCUCUCUCUGUCGCUGUGCGGACUCGACGGUCUCAACAACAACAACCACCGAAUUCUCCCAUACAAAGCACGUUACGAAUAUGUAAUGUUUAGUUUUAGUCUCUAAUUCAAGCUGUUUCUUUUGUUCGUAUCGUUUUCAACUUUCAAGAAUUGGAGAUAAAUAUUAGGGUUUUCUUCUGGAUUUCAAUCGAUCGAUUUCAGUUCCUUGUUGGGAUUUAUCGAUAUUUAGCGUUGACUUGUACUUAGAUUGUGAAAUUCAGGUUUCUUUUUUAAUCAUGUUGUUUCGGGUUAGCGGUUCUUGAAUACUUGUUUAAUCUGAAAUAUCUCUGUGUUUGUAUUUCUUGGAUGGCGGGAAGGUGGGAAUUAGGGUUUACAAAGACAGGAGGUGCAAAUAGUUUAAAAGAGCAGUUAGCUAGAACUACUUUAAAUAAUGUGAGAUCGAAAGGACAUCCUUAUGUGGAGCUUCGUGAGGAUGGAAAGCGAUUCAUCUUCUUUUGCACUUUGUGUCUUGCACCAUGUUAUAGUGAUGCUGUCUUGUUUGAUCAUUUGAAGGGUAAUCUUCACACUGAGAGGUUAUCUACUGCUACGUUGACUCUCUUGAAGGAAAAUCCAUGGCCCUUUAGUGAUGGUGUUCAUUUCUUUGAUACUUCUAGUGAGAAUGAGAAACAAUUAGUCAUCAAGAAUGAUAACGAGUCUCGAGGCAACGGUAAUAGCAGUCUUGCUAUUGUCAAGUAUGGUGGAAGUUUGAAGCCUACUGGUGAUGAGGAUACUGGAUGUAAUAAGGACGCAAAUGACAAUGGAAGAAUUUCUGAUCUACUGAUUCAGGGUGUUCUUGUUAAGGAUGACAUUUCUGACUUGCAAGCCAGGUUUAUGGGUUAUGGACGAAUUGGUGCAAGGCUCAUUGAGAAGGAUGGCAAUUCAAAUGAUAUUAGCCGGAUAUGGUGUGAAUGGUUAGGGAAAAAUACUCCUUGUGAUUUGGACAAGGCCAAGGUUUUGGAUCAUGAAUUUGCUGUUGUUACAUUUGCUUAUAAUUAUGAUUUGGGAAGAAAGGGGUUGCUUGAUGACGUAAAGUUGUUGCUUUCAUCUAGUCCAGUGCAGGAAAGUGACAAUCAGGGGGGGACUAAUAGGAAAAGGAAAAAAUCAUUUUCUGAUCCCGAGGAUGUCAGCGAGUCUUUCAGUAAUCAAUAUGAUUCAUCAGGUGAAGAAUCUUUGACUUCAAUUGGUGGUCCUCCUACUAGAUUGCUGUUAGAUAGACACGAUGAUCAGUUUCUUCAUUCAAAGGUUAUCUCUAGCAAGACCUUAAGACGGGAAUUGAGACGCCAACAUCACAUAGCCGCAGAAAGAAUGUGUGACAUCUGUCAGCAAAAGAUACUUCCGGAGAAAGAUGUAGCAACACUAGUAAACAUGAAUACUGGAAAACUUGCCUGCAGUAGCAGAAAUACAUAUGGGCAAUAUCACGUGUUUCAUACUUCCUGCCUCAUACACUGGAUACUUCUCUCUGAGUAUGAAAUGGCUAGAAAUCAAUCAGUCAGUCCAAAAGGGAGAAGAAAAUCUAGGAGAAAGAACGGAACUAAGUCUAGUCAUGUGGAAAAGGUGAAAGCUUUAAAUAACCAAAUUAGUUCUGUGUUCUGCCCAGAGUGCCAAGGUACUGGUGCAAUACUUGAGAAAGAUGAGCGUGAGCUGCCAACUAUCCCUCUCUCAGAGAUGUUCAAAUAUAAAAUUAAAGUGGGCGAUGGGCGCAGAGCAUGGAUGAAAAGUCCUGAAGUGUUGGAGAAUUGCUCAAUUGGUUUUCAUUUCCCUUCCCAGUCAGAAGGAGCAGUUCAGGCAAAGGUGCUGCCACUCAAAUUGCUGCAUUUCUACAGAGCUGAUGAGUAGUGUUGGACAUUAGGUCCAGCUGCUACUUUAAUUUUGUUGGUAGGACGUAGAUUUUUCUUCUCUAAGCAAAUGUUUGUAACUACUUGAAGAUACCUUGAUGACCCUUUUUUGAGUCUGGAUUAGAUGGGUGGUAGAAAUAGGUUUAUCAGGUCAUAUACUUGUGUGGAUAGCUGUCUUGUACAUCAAUGAAUAGACCUGUUGUCUAACUGGGGUGGGCGGAAAGGGUGUACAUUGCUGACAUUUGUCUGUCUACUUUGUAAAUGAAUUGGAAAGAUUAUCAAUUUGUGGAUUGACACUUAAAUGUUGAAGAUUUCUACUA
This is a messenger RNA of Ricinus communis (castor bean), 2405 nucleotides long. RefSeq lists its product as uncharacterized. The transcript is spliced from 5 exons. NCBI's taxonomy places the organism in Eukaryota, Viridiplantae, Streptophyta, Magnoliopsida, Malpighiales, Euphorbiaceae. Bases 557 to 2086 code for a protein of 509 amino acids. The record is from RefSeq and is a predicted model, not a curated record.